This is a messenger RNA of Dothidotthia symphoricarpi CBS 119687, 2892 nucleotides long. RefSeq lists its product as uncharacterized. Bases 202 to 2892 code for a protein of 896 amino acids. Gene Ontology annotation, cellular component: cytoplasm; endocytic vesicle; plasma membrane. The record is from RefSeq and is a predicted model, not a curated record. NCBI's taxonomy places the organism in Eukaryota, Fungi, Ascomycota, Dothideomycetes, Pleosporales, Dothidotthiaceae. The transcript has 8 exons. Gene Ontology annotation, biological process: septin cytoskeleton organization.
UCAGUACAUCACGGCGGUGCAUUGGAUUUCGCAGCACUACGUCAGACCCGGUGCAGCCGUGGGAUCACCGCUAGGCUCAAAGGGGCGCACGACGUCUUGGACUGACAGCGGUGUCCUCGGCGAGCUUGUCGAAGCUCCCAUCUGCAUGUAAAUCUGGCAGGCUGCUCUGCUGCGCGUGUGAGCCAUUGUCCGCCGUGCGCCAUGGAGCUCCAACGCAAAGAAUACCCAGCGCUGCUGACGUCCCUCGCCCCGGCGCAGGCCGUGGGCGUGCUGAAUGAGCGCAUGCGCCAUGUGAACCAGCUGAAUGCCCACAUUGCCGACUGGCUGCAGGAGCGGCGGCGCGUCGAGGAAUUGUACGUCCAGGGACUGCGCAAGCUCGCCAACAAGCACCCACCAGACGAGUCGUCCGAUCUCGGCAUUUUCUCGACACCAUGGCACAAAAUCGUCGGCGCAACCGAGGCCGUGGCCCAGUCGCACCAGCAGCUCGCGCACAAGAUCGAGGCCGACGUCGAGCGCCCGCUGCGCGACUUCGCCGGCAACAACCGCGAGGUGCAGGCCAUGGGCAACAUCUCGGGCAACCUGACGGCCAUGGCCAAGGACAUUGACGCGGCGCAGCGCAAAUGCGACAAGCUCAAGGACAAGGGCGCAAAGGCCAAGCCGUCGGCCGUGGGCGAGGCGGCCACGGAGCUGCAGAACGCCGAGCUCCAAUGGGACUCGCAGGCGCCCUACGUCUUCGAGAAGCUGCAGGCCGUCGACGAGAGCCGCCUGAACCACCUGCGCGACGUCCUGACCCAGUUCCAGACGCACGAGGUCGACCAGGUCGAGCGCAGCAGGGUCACGGCCGAGGAGACGCUGAACGUGCUGCUGAACAUCGAGACGGCCGACGAGAUCCAGACGUGGGCCCUGCGGACGCGGAGUGGAGACCACCCCCAGCUCGGACGCAAGCAGAGCAACACGCCCAGCGCCCCGUCGCGCAGCCUGGCGCCGCCCGCAACACCGCCAAUGCCGGGCCCAGCAGACGACAGCAGGAGCCAGAAGAGCCACAAGAGCGGCGGCGUGCAGGAGAAGCUCAGCUCGAACCCCCUGAAGCGCUUUGGAACCGUCCUGGGCCGCCGCCGCCAGAGCACCCACCCCUACGUGCGACCCGCCUCGCCCGACAGGAAGUCGUCCGCCAACCUGGGCUCGGCCUUUGGCGGCUUUGGCAAGGGAAAGGCAAAGGACCGCGACAUUCCAGCCCCGAUAGCAGAGCGCCCAAUCACGCCACUGCGCCAGCUCUCGCCAACGGCUCGCACGCCAGACAGGUCGGCCUCUCCCAGCCAGGCACGCCCCCCGAGCAGCGACCCCCCGAAUGGCACAGCCCCCGAGCCUGUGAGCGAAGUGAGCGCCCCCUUCGUGCCAAACGGAACCACCCAGGACGCGAUACCAGAGGUCAACGAGCCGGUGCCGUCUCCUACCAUCCCAGAGACCAAGCCAGAGCCAGAGAAGGACGAGGAGGGCUUCUCCGUACCGCCGUCGGCUCUCGAUGCCAUCACAGAAGCAGAGCGCGAAGCAGGAUUUAUUCAAAACGAGAACAACUCGGCCCCCCAGUUCAAACUAGACAUCAAGAAUGCCCCGAUCCAAGAAGAGGAAGGCGCCGAUGCGGCCAUGGCAAACAUGGUCAACACCCUGCGCGCACACGCGGUACCGCCGAAACGGUCAGGCACACGAGGCCGCAGGGAUGUCCGCAACACAAUCUUCGUGCCCAGCCCGGUCACCCCAGAGCUGCAAAGCAUAGGCGAGGUGCCCUCGUUCUCGUCUCCGGGCUAUGUCGCUACGUCCCCCCCUGGUUCCGCCACUGGCUCUUCCACAUUCCCAAUACCGCUGUUUUCCAUACCCCCGUCGCCCCCACUGCUGCCCACGUCUCCAGCCUCCCCAAUCUUCAAACCAGUUCACAGGACCCUGCUUGCCGACGACCACCCCACGGCCGCCUCAGACACCCAGUCUAUCAGAUCGGGCCGAUCGCUCAGCAGCUCCGCUAGCGCUACCGUCAGGCACCCCGACCUCCACGAGCCCGGGCUCAACGCCUCGCUAGCAGAAACGGUCAGCGCGUGGUUCGAGCAGGGCACCGUCACAAAGGCCAUGGUAAUCGGCCAGGUAGCCCUCGCAUUCAACCCCAUCGACCUCUCCGCCGGCCCCUUCGGCACCGAAACCAUCCGACUCGAAAACUUCCCCGUCCUAGAAAAAGUCGCACCAAACCCAGCCUUCAUCGAGCAAAUCCCCGACACACCAGGUAGUUACACAGUCGACCUGGCGAAAAUCACAAAAACCUCCGUCGCUUUCCACUACCAGCUACACAUCGAGGACGAAAACAUCGCCUCCCUCGCCCCCAUCAUCCUGUCUCCGGCAUGGAAAACAGAACCAACACAAACCUCCGCCAUCCUGACGUACUCGUUAAACCCCAAGUACGCACUUGCCGGCGCAACAACGCUUACGGUGCGCAACCUCGUCCUCGUCAUCCGCCUCGAGCCCGGCGUUAAGACACUCUCCUGCCAGUCCAAGCCCGCGGGUACGUUUUCCCGCGACAAAGCGCUUAUCUACUGGCGCCUCGGCGACGUGACGUUUUCGCCCGACCAGCCUGCGCAGAGUAUUCGCGUGCGCUUUGUUACUGACGGGGAGGCGCGGCCGGGGAACACGGAGGCGCGAUGGGAGAUUACGGGCGAGCAGUCGUUGGCGCUGGGGAGCGGGUUGGGCGUUAGUGUGAGUGCGCCGGUGGAGGUGAAGGCAGAGGGCGAGGCGGAUCCGUUUGCGGAUGAGGAUGAGGUUGCUGGUGCGGGGCUGGGGGCGCCGGUGUUGGCGUGGAGGGAUGUGCCGAGUGUUAAGCGGAUUACUAGUGGGACGUAUUUGGGGGUUUGA